Molecule: messenger RNA, 1145 nt
Organism: Perca flavescens (yellow perch)
Lineage: Eukaryota; Metazoa; Chordata; Actinopteri; Perciformes; Percidae
Product: cornifelin homolog A
Exons: 4
Coding region: 272-649 (125 amino acids)
Source: RefSeq, a predicted model, not a curated record
CAAAUGCGUGUGUCUUACGGCCAAUGCGCGAGAGUUGGCAGCUCUGACUGUUUUGUCCCAGCAAUCACUCUGUUAAACAAACUGUAGAAUUGCUUGCAAACAAUGCACAAGCACCUUGGUGUAGAAUUUCUGCAUAUAACUGCACAAGUCAAUGUGUAGCUCCAGCUGCAACUAGUAAAACAAAAGCGGAGCGGAGAUUCCAGGAAACACGCUGGGCAAUCAGAGCAGACUGGGCUUUCUCGGGAGGGGGGUGAAUACAGGAGCCGCAGUCAUGGGCAGUAUGAGUUGCUAUGGUUUCUGGUGCUGCCCUUGCCUUGCCUGCACAGUUUCAGGAAGAUUUGGAGAGAACCGUUGUCUCCCAUUAUGUGACAUAUGCAGCCCUGCCAUAUUAGCAGCCUUGGGGAUACCUCUGUGUGCGGCGCCUCCUGCAGGCCUGUCCUUAAGGGCUGCCAUGCGAAAUAGAUAUGGUAUCAAGGGUUCUCUCUGUAAGGACAUCGCAGUUUCCUGUUUCUGCGGGUGGUGCAACUGGUGUCAGAUGCAUCGUGAGUUAAGACAUCGCGAAAAAACUCCCAUGGUUGUCAAUGUUACAAACGUGAACGUGCAGCAGCCUGCUCCAAUGAUGAUGACUCCUGUAUACCAGUAUCAGUGAAAACCAAAGAUUGAGAGUAUGAUGAAGAAUAACUUUCAGUUUCUUAAUAAUCAUGACAAUUAGAGUGUAAUAAUUGUUGACUAUCACGUCAAAUUAUUUUCUGAAGUUUCUGUUUAAAAAAAUCUAAUUUACUGUAUCUAUUCUAAACCUCUCUUAUUUUGUUUCUGUGAAGUUUUAUUUAGAGAUCUUAUUUGUUUUAUUUUAUUUUGAUAUUUAGAAGCAGAAAUAUAUGACAAUGGAGAUCAUUCAUAUCAUUUGUGUUUAAAUCACUGGUUGCUUGCUUAACAAGGAAACACCAAGAGCUGACAGCAGGAAAAUAUUUUUUAAAGUAAUUUGCAUAGUUCUUAAUGUGCAGGUUAAAAUGUCAGUUACUAUGUAAAUUACAGAAAAAUGAUUAAUACCUGUCACCUAAUCAAAAUCUAAGAAUUAUUGGUGACAUGAAUAAAAAAGAAAACACACUAUUGCUCUCAAAAAAAAUCCUAGUAUAGCAUUUCAU